AUGUCUGGAGAGGACGCACCUGCCCAGCAGCAAAACGCCGUGGACCAGAAGCAGGAGACCAAACCCACCGAGGAGCCCAAGUCCGAGCAGCCCAAAACGGAACCUGCCCCCGCCGGGGCGGCCGAGGCUGCGGCCACCCCCGCGGCCCCGGCCGAGAAGGUCCCCGAGGAGGAGACCUUCUCCUACCGCGCUCUGGUGCUCACGGGCUACGGGGGCUACGACAAAGUCAAGCUGCAGGUGAAGAAGGGCAAGCCGGCGCUCAAAUCCGGCGAGGUCCUGGUCCGGGUCAAGGCGUGCGGGCUAAACUUCGCCGACCUGAUGGCCAGACAGGGGCUCUACGACCGCCUGCCCUCCCCGCCGGUCACCCCGGGAAUGGAGUGCUCCGGGGUGGUGGAGGCUGUGGGGGAAGAAGUAACGGACAGAAAAGUUGGCGAUAAGGUAAUGGUGCUGAAUCGCUUUGGGCUAUGGCAGGAGGUGGCCGUGGUGCCAGCCAGCCACACCUUCCUCAUCCCAGAGGGGAUGAGUUUUGAAGAGGCAGCAGCCCUCCCCGUCAACUACAUCACUGCCUACAUGAUGCUGUUCGACUUUGGCAACCUGCGGCCAAACCAGAGCGUCCUCGUCCACGCCGCUGCAGGCGGUGUGGGCAUUGCCGCAACUCAGCUGUGCCAGACUGUGAAGGAUGUUACCGUGUUUGGCACUGCGUCGGCCAGCAAACACGAGACCAUCAGCCAGGGUGGAGUCACACACACCAUCGACUAUCGCACCAAGGACUAUGUGGAAGAGGUCCGCAAGAUCAGUCCGAAAGGCCUGGACAUAAUACUGGACCCUCUCGGAGGAUCAGACACCCAUAAGGCCUACAACCUGCUCAAACCAAUGGGCAAACUUAUUACCUAUGGUGCAGCAAACAUGCUGGCAGGCCAGAGGAAGAACCUGCUAGCUGUGGCCAAGAACUGGUACCACCAGUUCUCCAUCCACACACUCAGCCUGAUCCAGGGGAACAAAUCAGUGUGCGGCUUUCACCUAGGUUACCUGGACGGGGAGACGGAGCUCAUUGCCCAGGCAAUGAGCACCGUCCUGGAUCUGCACAAACAGGGCAAAAUCAAACCCCGCAUCGAUUCCACUUGGCAUCUUGAGCAGGUUGGCGACGCCAUGAGAAAGAUGCAGGAGAGGAACAACAUCGGCAAAGUGAUCCUCACCACAGAGCCAAUGCCCGAGGAGGAAAAGAAGGAAGAGGCAAAAAAGGAGGAUAAGAAAGAGGACAAGAAGAAAGAGGAAAAGAAGAAAGAUGACAAGAAGAAGGACGAUGGAAAGAAGGAGGAGAAGAAAGACGAAAAGAAGAAAGAAGAGGCUAAGAAAGAAGAGAAGAAGGAGGAGAAGAAGGAGGAAGAGAAGAAGGAAGAACCCAAGAAGGAGGAAAAGUGA
Messenger RNA from Menidia menidia (Atlantic silverside), 1422 nucleotides. The record is from the annotation of a GenBank genome assembly. Lineage: Eukaryota; Metazoa; Chordata; Actinopteri; Atheriniformes; Atherinopsidae.